CACAGCCCGUUGUUAUACCAGUGCUCAGUUGUACUUCUUUACAUAGACGUCAUUGACCGCGCGACGCCGAAACCCUAAAUGACGUAACUAGUAACAAGCACCAAUCGAUGUAUGCGAAAAUCGAGUUAUUUGUUCGUGUGAAGUUACAAAUAUUACUAAUUAUGAAUUCAUGAAUCAAAAAGAAUUCGAAACAAAAUGGAAGAUAAAAUGGAGACGAUACGACUGGAGCCGACAUCUAAUAACACCGCUCCAGCCAGCCCUGAUAAAGAUGAUAAUUCAGUUGAUUACGACCCGCAUCUUCAUCGGCAAUUAGAGAAACCAACAAACAACUUGGAGACCUUAGUGCAUCUGCUCAAAUGCAGUCUUGGCACUGGAAUACUUGCAAUGCCGCAGGCUUUCGCCCGAGCCGGCCUCGUCACCGGCAUUGUGGCCACCGUGCUGGUUGGCAUACUUGUCACGCAUUGCCUCCAUGUCUUGGUACGUUCUCAGUACGCGGCGUGCAAGAAACUCCAAGUGCCUCUGCUGUCCUACCCUGCCGCGGCGGCUACGGCGUUCAGCAACGGCCCGCCGGCAUUCCGUAGCCUUGCAAGGCCCUGCGCCAUUACUGUAGACGUAUUCCUCGUCGUUUAUCAGUUGGGAAUUUGCUGCGUCUACAUCGUUUUUAUCGCUGAUAAUAUUAAGAAGGUGGUCGAUCCUUACUACGAGAUGGCAGUCGAAAUUCACAUGUUAAUCAUUCUUAUGCCGCUGAUUGCUUUCAACUUGAUACCUAGUCUCAAAUUAUUGGCACCAUUUUCCGCGGUGGCCAACUUGAUGACAUUUGUGGGACUCGGUAUUGUUAUCUACUUCCUUCUCUCCGGCGAGAAGUCCACUGAACCAUUGGACCUGUGGGGUUCUGCGGAAACAUUUCCUUUAUUCUUCGGGACCAUAUUGUUUGCAUUGACAGCGGUUGGAGUGGUGAUCGCUUUAGAGAACAACAUGAAAACUCCAAAGGCGUUUGGUCGCCCGUGCGGCGUACUCAACACCGGCAUGACAUUUAUCGUCCUGCUUUACGUCGCAGUCGGUGCCCUUGGUUACGUAUUCUGCGUCUCGGAUUGUAGCGACUCUAUCACUCUGGACUUACCGAAGGGGGACCCGUUGGCAACGACAGUGAUAGUUAUGUUCGCAGUCGCCAUCUUUAUUAGCUACGGACUACAUUGUUACGUACCAGUGGAGGUACUGUGGAAAGGAUACCUGCUGCCGUGGCUCGAGGAAUCUGGCUCCAACAGAUUGCGUGUUUGGGAAUAUGCUCUCAGAGUAGCACUUUGCCUACUGACUUUUGUAUUGGCGGUAUCGGUGCCACGGCUGGGACUUUUCAUCUCACUGUUCGGUGCGCUCUGCCUCUCAGCUCUCGGGAUCUGCUUUCCGGCCAUCAUGGAAUCAUUCCUGCAGUAUCCCAAAAAGCCAAAGUUACUUCUGUUAAAAGACGCAUUGCUCUUCAUCAUCGGGAUCGUUGGACUGCUCGCUGGAACCUAUACAGCACUCAUCAGCAUUGUACGUUCUUUCCAACCUCAGGCGGUAUUGGCUGAUGGAGUAGAACAUCAUCAUGAGUGAGCGGUUUCUGUCUUCUGUUCCCUACUUCAAUAAUAAAACAUAGUACCGACCAACGCUAUUUUCUACAAAGCUUAAAGUGCCUUCACGCUUUGUCGAUCUAAAAAAAAUCAGAGUUUUACCAAUAUUUUCUACAGAAUGAACGAGAGAUAAAGUUUUCGCAUAUAACGAUUGUUGAGCUUUAAUGUUUCAUAUGUUAUCAAUUAAAAACAACGGUUAUUUUGCUAAGCUAUAAGGAUUAUUAAACUCAAUUCUUUUACAGUCUAAGUGGAAAAGUGAAACUGCGAAUGAGUCGCUCGAAUUAGUUAAGGAUGCAGAAUACUGUCUAUUUACAA
Molecule: messenger RNA, 1922 nt
Organism: Papilio machaon (common yellow swallowtail)
Lineage: Eukaryota; Metazoa; Arthropoda; Insecta; Lepidoptera; Papilionidae
Product: proton-coupled amino acid transporter-like protein CG1139
Exons: 9
Coding region: 196-1590 (464 amino acids)
Biological process (GO): amino acid transmembrane transport
Cellular component (GO): vacuolar membrane
Molecular function (GO): amino acid transmembrane transporter activity
Source: RefSeq, a predicted model, not a curated record